Papaver somniferum (opium poppy) is the source of this 657-nucleotide messenger RNA. RefSeq lists its product as uncharacterized. The coding region runs from base 1 to 657 and encodes 218 amino acids. The record is from RefSeq and is a predicted model, not a curated record. The transcript is spliced from 2 exons. NCBI's taxonomy places the organism in Eukaryota, Viridiplantae, Streptophyta, Magnoliopsida, Ranunculales, Papaveraceae.
AUGUCUCGUCGUACGAAUGGUUUAGCCGUCCCACAUGAUGAGGGUUUCGGUGAGGUUGUUCGUGCUUUGAAUGUUGUUGCUCAAGCGAUGCAACAACAAGUGAAUCUUAAUCAGAAUUCACCUCCUCCCCCUCCACCACCUAAUCAACGAGCUUUGUUAGUUAGAAGGUUUAGUGAACAAAAUCUCGAUUCCUUUAAAGGCGUGAAUGACGAGGAUAAGCUGGAUCUUGCUGUUUUUAAGCUUGAGGGUGAGGCCACUCGCUGGUGGGACUUGACUCGUCGUUCUAGGAAUGACGGUCUGUUUACCUGGGUAGAAUUUCGACUCGCCUUCCUAAAUAAGUACUUUCCACAAACUGCACGAAACCAACGCAUGAUCGAGUUUAUGCAGUUGACUCAGAGAAAUAUGACCGUAGCACAGUACCAAGCCAAGUUUGAAGAACUUUCUCGUUUUGUUAUUCAUCUGGUGGAGAAUGAAGAGCUGAAGGCUUUUAAGUUUCAGGAGGGACUUAGACCUUCAAUUAAGGGUAGGUUGUCUAUUUUGAAGAUUACCUCUUAUAAUGAGAUAGUGGAAAGAGCGAUGAUUGCUGAGAGAGACAUUGAGGAAGCGACAUGGGAAUUAGAGCCCGAAAUGCGGAGCAAAUAUCCUGAACUUUUCUAA